This is a messenger RNA of Camponotus floridanus (Florida carpenter ant), 1305 nucleotides long. RefSeq lists its product as uncharacterized. The record is from RefSeq and is a predicted model, not a curated record. Bases 146 to 1084 code for a protein of 312 amino acids. The transcript is spliced from 3 exons. NCBI's taxonomy places the organism in Eukaryota, Metazoa, Arthropoda, Insecta, Hymenoptera, Formicidae.
UAAAUUGUGUUUAGUGAACAAAAGCACUGUAAAUUCAAUUUAUUUUAAAUGUUGGUUACAUUACAUUAAAAAAUAACGUGGAAACUAUAUAGAUACCACCUUCUUUACAUAUCUUUAUUCAAAAAAGUCAAAAGGAACGAAAAUCAUGUCACUAAACAUGGAGAAAAAUAAUGAUAAUCCUACUAAGAAAGAAUCUAACCGUGGGACAGAUUUGUUAGACAAUUUUGCAUUGUUGAAAACAUAUGUUUCUCUAUUAGAAAACAUGAUUCAAACUCCAAAACACAGUCAGUUACAAUCUGUAGACAAGUCAUUGAGCCAAUUGUACAAUAGCGAAAUUGCAACUUUUCACGAUAAAUCAGAUGUGGAUAUGGAUUUCUUCCACGAUUUCUACAAACUCACAGGAAUACGAUGUGUAAAAUUGGAACGAAAAUCGAGUUUUGUCUUUGAAAUGUGUAGCAACAAAACCGACAAGAAGGAGAAUUACAUGGUUGAGAUAUUGAUCGAUGAUCACGGUCGUGCACUGUUAGGAGAUAGUAAAUUGCCUGCACCCGUUAAUGUGGAGGAAAUAUUAUCAAAAUAUCCUAUCGAUGUGAGCAAUAUAACACGCUUUUUGAACUCCUGCAAGCACUACGUUGAGACUUACGUUUGCCGCAAGAAACAAUUUACAGAUUUGGAGAAUUUGCUUUUAGAGAUUGCAGAUGCUGAAGUGUAUCACGACUAUGAAUUUACUUUAAUUACUAUAACAAUACCAGGUAUAAUGUACAUAAACACUGAACAAAUUUAUAAGAUUGAGCUUGACUUAUAUUAUAAACCUGAUGAAAUAAGACCUUACAAAUUAUCUUCCGCAUGUAAAGAAGCAUCAUCACGUUUCCUUAAAAAAUUGAACAAGUUCUUCAAACCUUUCCUUAGAGAAAAUUUAUGUUCGGCUUUGCUGCAAAUCAAUAUAUCAAAUGCUGAAACAAAUUUAUUUUGGCAAAAGAUUAUGAUAAAUGAUGAUAGCGUCGAAUCUUACGAAGUCGAAUCGUCAAUUGAACUUUUAAGAGGAAUUUUCAAACCGUAUCUUUAUCGAAAAAAUAAGGAAUGAAGCAAAAGACAAGAUUAUAAGAGUUUUCAUCCAAAAAUGAGAUAAAAUAAAACAAAACUUUGCAUCAAAGAAAAGAAGCACGAUACUCAUCAUAGAAGAUUCAAAAAUUGAUAUAUUUUAGAAGAGAAUGCAAAAAUAAUAUCAUGCAUGCAAAUAAAUAAUAAAAUCAAUAGAAGACCAAUAACACGAGUAAAAGUCACAAAUUAAUUUAAAAGGAGUCU